Columba livia (rock pigeon) is the source of this 1694-nucleotide messenger RNA. Its product is annotated as gastrula zinc finger protein XlCGF8.2DB-like. The transcript has a single exon. Lineage: Eukaryota; Metazoa; Chordata; Aves; Columbiformes; Columbidae. Bases 200 to 1246 code for a protein of 348 amino acids. The record is from RefSeq and is a predicted model, not a curated record.
CCAAGUGCUCUGUGCCGGGCUGGCAGGGUGCCCUUGCUGCUCCCUGUGUCCUUGUCCCACGUGCCCGUCCCGUCCCUCGCAGUGACCCCAGCUUCUCCCAGUAGCUGUUGGCCCUGGGGUGCAGAGAGAUGCCGAGGGGGUUCCUGAGGGGCUGCCAGCAUCCACUGCUCUGCUCUUGAAGACGUCCAACCCAGGUGGGAUGUGGCAGGGGGUCUCGGCCCCUGACCGCCCCGACAGGAGCCAUGUGGGCCAGUUUGGGGCACCCCACUACCCCCUGCUCCCAGACCCUGGGCCACUGGAGACAAGUUCCCCUACGUGCCCUAAGGACGACAAGAGCUUCAAGAGCGAGAAGGCACUGGAUGUCUAUGUGUGGAGCCGCACAGGUGAGUGUCCCUUCCACUGCACCCAGUGUGGGAAGAGCUUCGACCACAAGGAUGAACUACCGAGGCACCAGUGUGUGCACACCAGGGAGAAGCCCUUCGCCUGCAGCCACUGCAGAAAGAGCUUCAGGCAGAAGAGCCACCUGGUCAGCCAGCAGUGCCUCCGCAUCAAGGAGAAGCCCUUCACCUGCACUGACUGUGACAAGAGCUAUGACCACAGGAGGAACCUGCAGAGGCACCAGCGUAUGCACACCAGGGACAAGUCCUUCGCCUGCAGCCACUGUGGCAAGAGCUUCUGUGAGAAGAACAUACUCAUAAACCAUGAGCGCAUCCACACCGGGGAGCGUCCCUUCCACUGCACUGACUGCGGCAAGAGCUUCAAGACCAACGUCCUGCUGAGGCACCGGCGUGUGCACACCGGGGAGAAGCCCUUUGCCUGCAGCCACUGUGGCCAGUGCUUCACGCAGAAGAGCCACCUGGUGAGGCACCAGCGCAUCCACACAGGGGAACGUCCCUUCACCUGCACCCGCUGCCCCAAGGCCUUCAGGCAGAAAAAGACCCUCUCCAUCCAUGAGCGCAUCCACACCAGGGAGGAGCCCUACAAGUGCAGCGAGUGCGACAAGACCUGCAGGUGGAAGCAUCACCUGAAGAGACACCAGCAGGUGCACCGUGGCCCAGCAGCAGUGCCAGAGGGUGUCCAGCAGAAGAGGGAGGGUCCUUCCCCAGCAGGGGGGCAGGCAGAGGCCAAGCCCUUCCAGUGCGGUGUCUGCGAGAAGCGGUUUUGCAAGGAGAGGCUCAUGCUGGCUCACCAGCGCACCCACGGCACCCCCAGCCUGCAGCCGCCUCCGCAGCCCGGCACCCCCUGAAUCUGCUGCUGAGGGGCCUGUGGGGUGCUGCGGGGGUGGCUGUUGGAGCAUGUCCUAGUUUUGAUUGAAUACAGUUAAUUUUCCUCUUAGUAGCUGGUUUAUUGCUGUGUUUUGGACUGUGGAUGAGAAGAAUGUUUCUAAUACAUGGAUGUUUUGAGUUGUUGCUGAGCAGCCAAGGACUUUUCAUCUUCUGGUGCCCUGCCAGCUGGGAGGGGACACAGCUGGGACAAGUGCCCCAAAGUGGCCAAAGGGCUGUUCCUUACCAUCUGAUGUCAUGGUCAGUACAGAAACUGGGGGCAGUGGGCCUGGGGCACCACAGCUCAGGGACGCGCUGGGCAUCAGUCCACGUGCGGUGAGCAAUUGGGUUGUUUGUCCCUUGUUUUGUAUAUUCUUAUAAUUGCCAUUGUCUUUAUUCCUUUCCUCUUCUAUUAAACUGUCUUCAUCUCAA